GCGGGUGAAGUGGCCCUUGACUUCAGACUUCGGGUUAGAAAGCGAAGCCAUCUCAUGAGGGGAAGGUGGGCUUCUAUCCAGAUGUGUUUUUUGGGGUCAGGGGAGGAAGGCUCAGCGGACGCCUCUGCAGCCCCUGCUAGGCUUAACUUCUCCGCCUCUCCAAGCAGGUGUAGGACUCUGAGCUACUGGGGGAGUCACCAUUCAGCGUGUUCUACAAUAUUCGAUGAAAGGGGUGAAUUCAGCAAACCAGGUCAGCGUUUCGUGUGAACACAGCUCCAGAGGGUGUUCUUGGUUUCCAAAGAACCAAGGAAAAGUGGCUCGAGAAACACCGCUUUGUAUAUUUCAGGAUCUGGGGAAUUAGAGUAUUGGGUUCCAUAACGUACCCGAAGUGUUGGUUAUUCACAUCGACUCCCUUCCCCUAUAUAUUAAGCUUCGCUAAGACGCCUCUCAACCUUCCUUUUAACUCCCCGAUUGGUGCGUGGAUGGACCAAUGAGAAAGUUUCGGCCCGGUGAUUGGAGGAAAAAAAAAUUCUACCCAGAAGACAUCGCGAUCCUGGGAAACCGGAGGGAUUCGCGGAAGGAAGCGAGCCUGUCUCGCCCGGGAAGAAGCGGGGCGGCUCGGCUGCGGGCUCUAAGGGAGUCGCGGGGCUCGGCUAGGGCUCCGGCCCGAUCCUUCAUUCCCUUCCGUGAGAUCGAUUGACGGGGAAAUGGGCGGGAAAGAACCGGACCGCCCCUUUGGGCUCAUUUGCAUGCGAUUUGCAUACUUCAUUUGAAAAGCGAGCGGGCAGCAAAGGGUUAAAUUGCAUCAGAAUGGAAUUUACUCCAGUAGUGGAAAAAAUGAUCAAGCCAAUUGAUCGCAGAUCAGUUCAUCAGAUCUGCUCAGGCCAGGUGGUGCUGAAUCUAUGUACUGCUGUAAAAGAGCUGGUGGAAAACAGCCUUGAUGCCGGCGCUACUAGCAUUGAAGUGAAGCUUAAAGAUUAUGGAGCGGAUCUUAUUGAAGUCUCUGAUAAUGGUUGUGGUGUAGAAGAGGAUAACUUUGCAGGCUUGACACUGAAGCAUUAUACUUCCAAGAUCCAAGACUUCUCUGACCUCAUUAACGUGGAAACGUUUGGCUUUCGAGGUGAAGCUCUGAGCUCUUUGUGCGCGUUAAGCAACGUUUCCAUUGUCACUUGUCACAAGUCUGCCAAUAUCGGGACCCGGCUGGUGUUUGAUCACAGCGGGAACAUCACCCAGAGAGUCCCCUUCUCCCGGCCACAGGGGACCACCGUCAGCGUCCAGCAGCUGUUUCUUACUUUGCCGGUUCGACAGAAAGAAUUUCAGCGUAACAUAAAGAAGGAGUUUGCCAAAAUGGUCCAGAUACUGCAAGCGUACUGCAUCAUUUCUACCGGGGUUCGAAUUCACUGCACCAACCAAGUGGGUCAAGGGAAGAAACAGGCCGUGGUGGGCACCAGCGGAAGUUCUACUUUGAAAGAAAACAUCAGUGCCAUAUUUGGACACAAACAGGUACAAACCCUGAUUCCCUUGGUGCAGUUGCCACCAAGUGGAGAAGUUUGCGAAGAAUAUGGCUUGAACAUUUCUGCUCUGCCCACUAAGCUUUAUACCAUCGCAGGAUUUGUUUCGCAGUGCAAUCACGGCGAUGGGAGGAGCACAACGGAUCGGCAGUUCUUUUUUAUUAACCAGCGGCCCUGCGACCCAGGAAAGGUUUCCAAAGUUGUAAAUGAAAUCUAUCAUAUAUAUAACAGGCAUCAAUAUCCAUUUAUUGUUCUUAACAUCCGUGCAGAAUCUGGAUGCGUGGACGUCAACGUGACUCCGGAUAAAAGGCAGAUCUUGCUUCAGGAAGAGAAGCUUUUAUUAGCAAUCCUGAAAACAUCGUUGAUGGCGAUGUUCGGCACUGAUGUUAAUAAACUGGUGGUGAAUCAAAAGCUGACCGAUGUUGAAGGGAACUUGAAAAGCUUCCUCCGGAAUGAGGGAGACGCGUCUCCCUCGGAGACAUCAACCAGUCCUUUUUUUUCAAAUCGGGACGAGAAAUCGAAAAUAAUUGCUCGUCUGAAGGAAUCCUUUUCUCGGGGGAAAACCUCUGCUCUACAGGAGACUGAGAAAGCCCAACCGAAACACAGGCCAACCGCCAGUCAAGGAAUAUUCCAGAGGUUUGCUGGUUUUUCAGCUUCUCCCCGAAAGAAAAUUCUUCUCAACAAGGAAUCCGAAGACGCAAGCGAGGUGGAUUCGAGGAAUUUCCCGCUUGCAGGCAGGAAGUUGGAGGAAUCGAACGAAGAUACGGAUUCUGGUUUGGGGAACGUCUCCACUGAGUCAGAUGGGGGUUUGAGCACCCCAGAAACGGGCGUCCAUUUUGGAGCCGAAAGUGCUGCGGGUUCUUCCGAAGGAGAUCCCCGUGUUUUUAGCGGAGAAAUCCAGAGCAACAAAUGUGGAUCUAGCGGGGUUUUCGGGCCCUCCGAACCAAACCAGAACGAAGAAGGCGGCUUCCCUCGACAAGCCACUUCAUCCCCCAAAGCAAAACGUUUUAAGAUCCAUCAAAUUCCUUCCCCAAAAGCCAAUUUCUCGGCGAUGACUCCUGAGCAGGACUCUGGCGCGCAGCCCUUGUAUGACAUCCCGGUCAAAACGGAAAAGAGGACUGUGCCUUUAGCCGUCUCUUGGAGCACCUUAGCGGACCGAAUCCAGAGGCAAAUUAAGCGCCAGGAGACCGAAGGAGAAAUGCUGAAAUUCAGAAAAUUUAGGGCAAAGAUUAGCCCGGAAGAAAACAAAACGGCGGAAGAUGAAUUAAGAAAGGAAAUAAGGAAAGAGAUGUUUGCUAAAAUGGAUGUUGUUGGCCAGUUUAAUCUGGGGUUUAUCAUUGCCAAGCUGAAAUCGGACCUCUUCAUCAUUGAUCAGCACGCUUCCGAUGAAAAAUACAACUUUGAGAUGCUGCAAGAGCACACUGUCCUGCAGGGGCAGAAGCUAAUCAAGCCUCGAAAUCUUAAUUUAACCGCUGUGAGUGAAAGUAUCUUGAUGGAUAAUCUGGAGAUUUUCCAAAAAAAUGGAUUUGAUUUUGUGAUUGAUGAAAACGCUCCUGUAACUCAGAGAGUGAAGCUCGUAUCUUUACCAACCAGCAAAAACUGGACUUUUGGUCCCCAAGACAUCGAGGAAUUAAUCUUUAUGUUAAGCGAUUCUCCGGGAAUCAUGUGCAGGCCAUCCAGAGUAAGGCAAAUGUUCGCCUCUCGAGCGUGUCGCAAAUCUGUGAUGAUCGGGACCGCCCUCACGGCCGGUGAAAUGAAGAAACUGAUCUCUCACAUGGGGGAAAUUGAGCAUCCUUGGAACUGUCCGCACGGCAGACCCACCAUACGACAUUUAGCCAACCUGGAUCUCAUUACACAAUUGUGACAGACAGGCUACUAGCUCUUACUUCAUUGUGGAACGCAACCGCGAUCUCAUUUUAGAAUCACAGGCUGUCGCAAAGUUCUCGAUUUUGCUGGACCAGAAGCUUAAAUCAUGGCUUCGGGUUGCAAAAGAUGAACAUGGGUGUUUUUCUUUUUCUUCUCUCUCUCAAUAAAUAGACACAAUAACUUUCCAUCUCCUGGCCUUCUGAAAAAAACUUUUCACAUUUUUGUUUGAAAAAGCAGUCAUCGUCCCCCGACCCAAAUGGGCUUGUUUUAUUGCUGCCUUUGUAGAAAUAUUGGCUUUCUGUUCAUUUUAUCAUUUUCCUCUGGACAGAAAGAAUUAAGUGUGCGUAACUGACUCUUUAGAGAACUUCAUGUUUUAGAGCAGACGUUUUAUAAAUAAAGAUUUUUUUAAAAAAAAAUACACAAAAGUUCUUUGUGCUUUAACAGAGUGGUUCCCAUCUACAGUGUACAAUGGGAUGGCCAGUUCCUGUAGGUAUGAUAGAGAGAGUUAAUGCCAGUUGUGAGUUUUAUGGCGUCACAGCAUUUUAGUAAUUGGAAAAUGAAAAGCUUAAACAAUUCUCUACUAUCACAGCCUUUAGCAUCCGAUUUAUCUUAAUUGUGAAUGAAAUGAUCAAUUUUAAAUCCACUGGUUACUUUAUUACAGGUCCCAAAUCCAUCACACAGGGCUGUUAGAUCACCUAUAACAAAGUGGGAUAGAGAAGAGAGAAAAAUAUAUAAUAAAAUGAUGCAAAAAUGUCAUGCUUUAGGAAGUAUUCUAUACAGCAUAGUCAACAAUUAGUUUAUCAAAAAGAAAGCACAAGCUCUACGGGCUGCUAAUGUAAACUUGUUAUUUUAAAAUGCUGAUCUGCCAGAACAUACUAGAUAUAAAAUUCAUUUUGAUAUCUAAGGAAUGGCCUUGUUAGAAGUGUUAAAAGCUCCAUGUGUGUGCGUCUAUGGAACCUAAAGGAUAAGCAAUAGUUCAACCUCAGUAAGAUAAAGAUGUGUGGACUUUGACUCCCAGAAUUCUCCAGCCAGCAUGAGGAAUUCUGGGAAUUGAAGUCCAUGCAUUUUAAAGGUCAAGGUUGAGAAAUCGUUCAGUAGAGUAAUCUGUGGGUCAGUAGUUUGAUAUUCCCAGACUGUUUCUGCAAAAUAUUUUUUCUGAAACUUGCGCUCCAUUUAACAGUGACAGCAGCCUAAUUCAUGUUCCAAUUGGUACUUUUAAUCUUCAUUGUUUUGAGCAUAAUGUUCCCCUUUAAAUUCCUUUCUAAUCUACUAUAUCUAAAUGACUUUCUUGCUCCUGGAUAAUAGAAAAGCAAUAACUUCCCUUCUAAAACGGCAUCAGUUUAGCUCUUAAUAAAUAAGGGAGGAGUUGUUGGGCCAUUUCUAAGUGACUUGGAAUUUAGGUAGCACCUUGUAUCUUCUUUAUAACAUUACCUUGAAUUUAAUUUUUUU
Ahaetulla prasina is the source of this 4826-nucleotide messenger RNA. It is a transcript of the gene PMS2, whose product is annotated as PMS1 homolog 2, mismatch repair system component. NCBI's taxonomy places the organism in Eukaryota, Metazoa, Chordata, Lepidosauria, Squamata, Colubridae. Gene Ontology annotation, molecular function: ATP binding; ATP hydrolysis activity; ATP-dependent DNA damage sensor activity. The coding region runs from base 811 to 3375 and encodes 854 amino acids. The record is from RefSeq and is a predicted model, not a curated record. The transcript is spliced from 15 exons. Gene Ontology annotation, cellular component: MutLalpha complex. Gene Ontology annotation, biological process: mismatch repair.